AUGGGAAAUAGUAUUGAAUGCCUUGGAGAGGUCGAGGAGAAGAGUGGAUACGAACUGACCAGAGUCACUGGCUUUAUUGAUUGGUUCAAGGAAGGAGAGGAGGACUGUGCAGGCACAAAAAUGAUUGGUCGUUGCACUGCAUUAAAUGACACAAAGUGCUUGCCUUGUACAAAAAGGAGCUACAAUAAAGAAUGGAAUAUUAAAUUUCAGUGCGAAAGCUGCCGGAUCUGUCAAAAUGAUUUCAUCUAUGUGAAAAAUUGCACGGCAACCAGCAAUUCGGUGUGCACUUGUAAAGCUGGAAAUCAAUGUACAGAUUCUGAGUGUACGUUAUGUACAGCAGCACCCACAUCAGGCACCACUACUACUGAAAAAAGCAUAACUUCUACAGCAGAAAAAUCAGAUAUAAAUAGUUCUACACCAGACAGAGAAUUAACAAGACCACGUACAGGAGAAGAAUUAUCAAGGGGGAGACGAAGACAAAAGGACCUGUCAGUCAGGAAACUCUGCUCCCAACAAAAGAUGUGCCAGAGUACAGAGUUUCGGAGGAAGAAGAAGGCCCAACUCCAAUACAAGAAGUUUGUAUCAAGUCAAGCUACGACUCUUUUGCGUGACAUUCCAGGGAGUAUAUAAAUACUGAAAAACAAAUAAAACAGACAGAGUAAAUACCUCACAGAUUGUUUAAAUCACAUCCAUGUGUCGUUACUGUACACUCAUCAUCAAUGUUUUCUUC
Messenger RNA from Protopterus annectens (West African lungfish), 730 nucleotides. RefSeq lists its product as uncharacterized. The record is from RefSeq and is a predicted model, not a curated record. Bases 1 to 630 code for a protein of 209 amino acids. Gene Ontology annotation, biological process: CD40 signaling pathway; inflammatory response; response to type II interferon. Gene Ontology annotation, cellular component: external side of plasma membrane; CD40 receptor complex. The transcript is spliced from 7 exons. Gene Ontology annotation, molecular function: protein binding; antigen binding. Lineage: Eukaryota; Metazoa; Chordata; Ceratodontiformes; Protopteridae.